UUGGACUCGCAACCCCUGGCGCAAUUUCACUCUCCGGCAAGAGCUGGCAGCGAUCAGAGCGGCUCCACGAUGGCACUGAGAGUAUCGGCGCUCGCAGCGGCUCUGCUGCUCCUACACUUUACGAGUAACGAGGCGCUUCCACCCUUAAAUGAGUGUUUGCCUGAUGAAAAAUUCGGCAUUUACUGUCCUACGACCUGUGGGAUAGCCGAUUACAUGCACAGAUACAAACCGUCUGCUGACCGAGAUCUAGACAAACUACAAAACCUUUUGUAUGCUAUUUCAAAUUUAACUUUGGGAGCAGAAGAAAAGGUGAACUACGUGAGGGACAGUGCGACGUCUGUUCAGAAGUCCAAUCUGAAUGAUGCUGCAAUAAAAAGGUCAAACAGCUUGUUGGAUGACAUUUUAAGAUAUGAAAAGGCUAUUAUUAAUCAAGAAGCGCAGAUAUAUGAACUACAAGACUUCAUCCAAACAAACACUAAGCGAAUGCUGCAGCUGAAACAGAUGGCAGUGCAGCUUGAGGAGCGCUGCAAAGAGCCAUGCAGAGACACCGUCCAGAUACUACCAACCACUGGCAAAGAUUGCCAAGACGUUGCUAACAAGGGUGCCAGGGAGAGCGGCCUGUACUAUAUUAAGCCUGUCAAAGCCAAACAGCAAUUUUUGGUGUACUGUGAAAUCGAUAAAUAUGGCAAUGGCUGGACUGUCCUUCAGAGGAGGCUGGAUGGCAGUGUGGACUUUCAUAAGGACUGGAUUCAGUACAAGGAAGGAUUUGGUUAUCUCUCCCCCACUGGCACCACCGAGUUCUGGCUGGGUAAUGAGAAGAUCCAUCUGAUCUCCACCCAGUCUUCUAUUCCAUAUGUCCUGAGAAUUGAGCUGAAGGACUGGAGUGGCCAGUACAGGUAUGCCGACUACGCCGUAUUCAAGGUGGCCCCCGAAGCAGACAAGUAUCGCUUAACCUACGGAUAUUACUAUGGCGGGGAUGCGGGUGAUGCCUUUGAUGGCUUUGAGUUUGAUGACGAUGGCAGCGACAAAUAUUUCACAUCCCACAAUGGAAUGCAGUUCAGCACUGCUGACAGUGACAAUGACAGGUAUGACGGCAACUGUGCCAAGCAGGACAAGUCGGGCUGGUGGAUGAACAGAUGUCAUGCUGCACAUCUCAAUGGACAAUACCAUAAAGGAGGUAAAUACACAGCUCAGGAUGCCGGUCCAGACGGUUAUGACAAUGGAAUCAUUUGGGCAACGUGGCACGACCGCUGGUAUUCCCUAAAAGAAACCACAAUGAAAUUGAUUCCUGUGACCAGACUGACCGCCGGAGGUGGACAACAGUUCGGCGAUGGCUCUAAAAACUUGCCUCAGAUUGGAGACGUCUAAGGCAGCAGCACUUUCUCGUUGUUCUGUAAGCUGAGACAAUCUGAGAAAACCCCACAUUGCAGGCACAACGUUUCUUCUUUUGAUUUCUUUUUUUUUUUUUUUUUAAUGCGGAUAUCUGUACCACGUAACAUUGACGUGACAGACACGGUGAAAUACAAAGAGUCAACGAGCCGAGAAUGGUUUCAAAUAAAAAAUUACA
Messenger RNA from Polypterus senegalus (gray bichir), 1567 nucleotides. It is a transcript of the gene fgg, whose product is annotated as fibrinogen gamma chain. Gene Ontology annotation, cellular component: fibrinogen complex. The transcript has 9 exons. Gene Ontology annotation, biological process: protein polymerization; platelet activation; blood coagulation. NCBI's taxonomy places the organism in Eukaryota, Metazoa, Chordata, Cladistia, Polypteriformes, Polypteridae. The coding region runs from base 70 to 1368 and encodes 432 amino acids. The record is from RefSeq and is a predicted model, not a curated record. Gene Ontology annotation, molecular function: signaling receptor binding.